Molecule: messenger RNA, 984 nt
Organism: Trichomonas vaginalis G3
Lineage: Eukaryota; Parabasalia; Trichomonadida; Trichomonadidae
Product: protein serine/threonine kinase protein
Exons: 1
Coding region: 1-984 (327 amino acids)
Biological process (GO): protein phosphorylation
Molecular function (GO): ATP binding; protein kinase activity
Source: RefSeq, a predicted model, not a curated record
AUGAAUCAAGAAGAGAUCGAUUACCUUGAAAGCAUGGGCUUUACUGUUCAGGACACAAUUGCCAAAGGUGGCUUUGGUACAAUCCAUACAGUAUAUUCCAAACUAUACAAAAUUGUUUUUGCAAUGAAGAAAAUCCCAGAAACCCUAUUCAAUGAGGCAGAAAUCGAAUGCUUAAAGGCAAUUGAUAAUAAUAAGAUUAUCCAUCUGUAUCAUUAUUUUAGAUUCAAAGAAAAUGUUUAUCUUUUAAUGGAAUAUUGUCCAAAUGACCUCCAAAACCUCAUAAACAAUGGAGAAGUAUGCACAGAAGAGGAAAUUAUACGCUAUACAUAUGGGUUAAUUCAAGCUGUCAAAGCUGUCCAUGAUUCAAAAAUCGCUCAUUGUGACAUAAAGCCUUCUAACUUCCUAAUCGAUAACUAUGGAAGAGUAAAAAUCAGUGACUUUGGACUUUCCGCAUUCUUUAGUGAUGAAUCUCUAUGCAGCAUAAAAAGAGGUACUAAACUAUUCAUGGCUCCAGAAAUACUUGUAAAACAGCCAUUCGAUGCAUUUAAAUCCGACAUUUGGGCCUUAGGUAUUACAAUCUACUAUAUCGCAACAGGAAGAUUACCAUAUUACGGAGGAAAUGCACAAGAGCUAUUGGAAAAAAUCCAACUUGGAGGUUAUUCAUUAGAAAAUGUGAAGAACGUAUAUUUAAAGGAAAUAAUAUAUAAAUGUCUGCGUAUAAACCCAGAAUGUAGAUCAAAUUGCGAUGGUUUACUUUCAUCGCCACUAUUUGAUUCUGUUAGGCAAAUUAGAGAAGGAUUUUCCCAAAUGAAUAAGUUUAUUCCACGAGGAAAUAGUCUACAAGUACUUUGCAAUGUUACACGAAGCAAUAAGUUCCCAAAGGUAUCAAUUAUACACCCAACAAUUAAAGCAUCCAGAUCACGACAUUCUGUUGCUACACUUUCUAGACUUGCAACACGAAUACCAGAGGAAGAUAUCAAAUAA